Molecule: messenger RNA, 3186 nt
Organism: Etheostoma spectabile (orangethroat darter)
Lineage: Eukaryota; Metazoa; Chordata; Actinopteri; Perciformes; Percidae
Gene: cdkn1d
Product: cyclin-dependent kinase inhibitor 1D
Exons: 3
Coding region: 264-803 (179 amino acids)
Biological process (GO): signal transduction by p53 class mediator; regulation of mitotic cell cycle
Cellular component (GO): nucleus
Molecular function (GO): cyclin-dependent protein serine/threonine kinase inhibitor activity
Source: RefSeq, a predicted model, not a curated record
CUAUAGGAGCGUAUAGGACGUCCCCGCUGUCUUUUGAGUUCAUAACAAACGUCGCAGAUAAAGGGACAGGGACGACCCUCCUGUGGGUGGCGCCUAUACUCAACGUGACAGUGUGUUUGUUUCCACGGAGCUGUCAGGAACACACACACACACACACACUCACUCCUCUGACUGGAUGAAUUGUGCAGAGAGUUUGGGGACGAAACGCUCGAGACGUGGAACUUUUGAAUAGCCUACUUUUGAGACAUUGAAGCUGAUGGGAUAUGGCGAUGGCCUCUCCAUCAACAUCACAAGCGGGACCAGCUAAGGAGGCAUCCAACCCAGAGCUCUUAGGCCCGGGGUGCAUUGAGGCCUUGAAACUGAAGGUGGGGCCAGUGCGGAGAAACCUCUUUGGGCCUGUGGACCACCAGCAGCUGCAGCAGGACUUCCAGCGGCUGCUCUGUAUGAACGUGGAGGUGGCCAAAAAGCGCUGGAACUUUGAUUUUCAGAGAGAAAUGCCAGAAGGGGGGUCCAACAUGGAGUGGGAGGAGCUCAGUUACGAGGACGUGCCGGCGUUUUACCGCAGCUGUACGGUUAGGUCAGUGCAAUGUCCAAUGGCCAAAAGGCGGACAUCGUCUUCGUCGGGCCAGUGUUCCCCAGGGUCCAGCAGCACGUCCGAGUCUGGGGAUGAGUACCUGGAGGUGACCACAAGGGGGUGCUACCGGAUCCGACGGCAAGGAAAACGCAGACAGUCUGCCAUCACAGAUUUCUUCAAGGUAAAGAAGAUGAAGCUUCUGCAUUACAAAGCAUCUUCUCUGCAGUAGAAAAGCACAACUCGACCCAGUGGAGGAUCACCGAGUGGCCGACAUCCCUCUACACGUAACCUCACAUAGAUAUGUGUCAAAUUAUAUGUAUAUACAGUAUGUAGCAAUUUGUAACGGACGGUCCGCAAGCUCAUCCAGCAUGCCUCUGACACCACAUAUCUUACACUUUUAGCACAAGGAAGCUAGCAUUAUCCCAGUUAAUCAAGCUCAGACCUUAGGAACGGUUUUUGUUUAUAACUAUACAUAUUAUAUAUAUAUAUAUAUAUAUAUAUAUAUAUAUAUAUAUAUAUAUAUAUAUAUAUAUAUUCUACAUACGGUUUUCCUCAGUUUUUUUUUUACUAUACUGUGAAAUUAUUUUUGAAUGCAGACUCUUAAUAACAGAAAAUCGGCUCUAGUUUUAAGAGGUUACUUUUCUUCUGAGCGGCCUGUGGAUGGUAUUUGACGUCAGUCCUCGACCUCUCUUCUCCCUCUUGCUAAAAGUCAUGAGGUGGUUUUGAUUAGGUGAGUUGCUAUUCCUGGUUUACACCACACUUAGCCUUUAGUCUCACCCCGUGGCUCUGAUAGCACGAGUCAAGUCAGGGGUCAAAACCACACCUGGGGCUCAAAAUGUGGCAGCGCGACUGGGAUUAGCUCCAGGGCGAAGGUCAACGGUGGAGGUUCAGCAGUAAGUUAACGUGGCAGUACCUGUACAUAUUUAUUUGUACAUUUAUUUAUUCGUGAUGCUAGAUCGUCAAAAAAAAAAAGGAAAAUUAGAAAAAAUUGGAUGGGUAAAAUAAAGGCAAUAUAAGGUGUUUGGAAGUCCUUAUGGGUCAUAUAUGCUCCACCGUGGUCACGUUGGCCGUACUGGUAUAUAUAUAUAAAAAAUUUACAAACUACAAAUCAUAUUCCCUUUUUGGUUUGCAUUAUUUGCAUAAUGGGGCUGUACAAAUUUGUGACGUCAUCUUUAUGCUUGUAAUAAUGUGGACAUUUUCCACUCUGUCGUCAUGUCCACCAUGUAGUUGUUCAAUACAACCAUUUUCUCCAUGAAGCGAGUGUGGCGUUUUUGCACCACAUUGCAGCUCAGAGGAACCCUAACCUUUCAAUUCCGCUUUUAUAUGAAGAGUAGAGUUGCUUCUCUUUGCCGUUCUAUAAAUGUUUGUGUGUAUAUAAUAACAAGCGUUUGUAUAUAUAUGUCGGUUUGGUGUUAAUCCUGAGGUCGAGUUGUAACAGCUGAGGCAGUUAAACCAAAGAGAAAUUGCUGUGCUGUGAAAUUAGAAACAUCAUUUAUACAAGUCACUCACUGAGUGAUCAGUAAUGGGUCAAAGAAGGGUCUCAAAAGUGACAAGAUCGUCAAAUAUAAAUAGUGUAAACACACCACAACUGCUCAACUCGCAGUUUGGGUGACUCAAAUAGUAUGUUCUUUCUCCCUACCUACAGUCAUUGUAAUUUGUACAUGGAUAAAAAGCCAUAAUCUGGAUACAUCCACUCUUACUACCUCAUCAAGUGAUUUAGUAAAACAAACAAGUUAUGUACGUGUUCAAUGCAAAAAGCAAAACAAAACCAAUGUAGCUCAGGAUGCAGGCGAAACAGAGACAGAGGCAGAAACAUGGGGUGGGGGGGGGGGUUGGAGCGGGGCUUAUUAUUUUGUUGUGGUAAAAGCGGUCGAGGUUCAGUGCUCACUCAGUGUUGAGUUUCACAUCAGGUAAAAGAGUCAGUGUGUCAGACUGGGGGCCCAGCUCCGAGCAGAGGAAACUUGGGUCCCCUGAGUGUCUGAGGGGGGGGCACUUUUGUUGUCUAUCCCUCUCUCGCAGCCUCACUUGGCUCCCCCGUAUAUAGACAGAGCAGAGAAAAAGUGGUGGUGUGCGGGAAAGGAAAGGGACAAACUUUAAAAAGGGAACGCUCACCAGAAAAUGUCACAGACCCCUUGUAGAUCAAAAGAUUUAUUUUUCUACCCAGACAAGUGGCCUGUGAUUCAGACACGCUUUUGUCGGCCCCCUUUAAAGUCUCUCAGUCUCUCGUUCAGGAACCACACGCCUUAAUCGGCGCAAAAUCGGCAUGAAAGCAGUAAUAUAAUCAUGUAGUGAUGCAAUCAUGUUAUCUUUCAUGGCUCAACAAGGUGAUAUUUCACAGAUCUAAAAAUAGCAAACAUGGCUUUCUGAAAUUGUUUUACAUUUUCAGAAUUCAUUGCUUUUUUUUGCCAACUUUUUAUGAGUGUGCGUGUGUGUGUAAGACAAUGUUUGUGGGCACCUAUCUUCACAGACAAAACUUUCAAAGUAUAUUAACUUAUUUUGAGUUUUUUUGAAAUUAUAAAUUCCCCAUAUGUCUUGACUGUGUUGUUUCUGACAGUAUAUAUUUUGCACUACUUUAAACAUUGACAAGAGAACUUUUUUAUGGUAAUCUUUUU